CCUGCACAAAGUAUGCGUUUUUGUCUCAUCGAAUUGCUGUCACUCAACAAAUUGCCGCGACGGUUGCAUUUGGUUUGUAAACAAACAGUUCGUUCUUCUUCACUUUACAAUCGUAUCGUUGUUCGUUUGGCGUCCUUUAAUUUUAGCAACAAGUGUUUUUGUUCGUUUUGCAAAGCCAAAAAUAGUAUUCCGCUACGAUGAACAUGUUUGAGGCGAACUGUCGCAAAGUUAGCGACAGUCUGAACAACACGGUUCGACUGGCAGCCGAGUAUGGAGACGAUUCUACUAAAAAUGUUAAACUAUACACCGAUCUCGUGGAACGCAUUUGCGAAAUUGAAAGUAAAAUCACCGUCCAUCGGAAGGCUAUGUCGGAAGCGUCUCGAGAGCAGUUUGUAGAUAGUUUCAACAAGCGCUACGAUGCUGGAAUGGAUAAAAAGAAACCUCAAGUACGAGGUCAAAAAAGAUUCAAGGAUUUUUUGCAGUACGCCAAACCGCUUCUAAAUCCUACUCUGGCAGGACCUUCGCAGGAGGAAACAAUAGACGAUGAAUUGAUUAUCGAAGGUGACGUAGGCAACUUGGUCGAUCCAAUUACAAAACGGCCACUCGUAAUCCCAGUACGGAACAAGCAGUGCAAUCAUGUUUAUGAAAAAAGUGCCAUUGAAGAAAUGCUACAAAUGAACCGCAAGACCCGUUGCCCAGUGAUGGGCUGCGCGGCUCAAGGUUUUGUUCAGCCACAACUUUUAGAAGUGGAUGUUAAAUUGCAGCAACAAUUGAUGCAAAACCGUACCUUAGUGUGCUAUAGUAUCACAUGAUGACAUAUUCUAAGUUACCAUAAUCCAAACCAGGCUAAUUCCACACUAAGUUGCUACUACGUGUAGAACGGAAAUGCACCGCGUACCUUAAGCUCGUUAACUAACUCAAUGAAUCAGCUGAUGCACGAUCUAACAAUUACCAACAAAAGGCGACACAAACGCGCUACCGUCCAACCGUGAUCUCAUACGCCAGCAAACAUUAAGAAGAUAU
Molecule: messenger RNA, 1023 nt
Organism: Anopheles coustani
Lineage: Eukaryota; Metazoa; Arthropoda; Insecta; Diptera; Culicidae
Product: E3 SUMO-protein ligase NSE2-like
Exons: 4
Coding region: 198-812 (204 amino acids)
Biological process (GO): double-strand break repair via homologous recombination; protein sumoylation
Cellular component (GO): Smc5-Smc6 complex; nucleus
Molecular function (GO): zinc ion binding; SUMO ligase activity
Source: RefSeq, a predicted model, not a curated record